Molecule: messenger RNA, 814 nt
Organism: Drosophila suzukii
Lineage: Eukaryota; Metazoa; Arthropoda; Insecta; Diptera; Drosophilidae
Product: glutathione S-transferase 1-like
Biological process (GO): glutathione metabolic process
Molecular function (GO): glutathione transferase activity
Source: RefSeq, a predicted model, not a curated record
UUGAGCUGGGACCAUGUCUGGUAUUGUGCUUUACGGAUUGGACAUUAGUGCUCCAGUAAGAUCCUGCCAGCUGACGCUGCGAGCCCUGGAGUUGGAGUACGAGUUCAAGGAAGUGGACUUGCUGGCGGGAGAGCAUCGCAAGGAGGAGUUCCUCAAGAAGAACCCCCAGCACACCGUUCCGCUGCUCGAUGAUAAUGGGGUCCUGGUGUGGGACUCACAUGCCAUCGUUUGCUAUCUGGUGGGCAAAUAUGCCAAGUCGGAUGAGCUCUAUCCCAAGGAUCUGGUGAAGCGUGCGCUGGUUGAUCAGCGUCUGUACUUCGAUGCCAGUGUUCUGUUCAUGGCCCUUCGGAACAUCUGUGCUCCCUAUUUCUACAAUAAUAUCACGGAGAUUUCCCGGGAGAAGGCCGAUAAUGUACGGGAUGGUUAUGGUCAUUUGGAGACCUUCCUGGGGGACAAUCCCUACGUAAGCGGGGAUACCCUCACCGUCGCGGACUUCUGCUGUGCUGCCACAGCCUCUUCCCUGCCAGCUUUUGUCCAGCUGGAGGCCGACAAGUAUCCGAAGGUCACCGCCUGGCUGGAGCGCCUCCAGGAGCUUCCCUAUUACGAGGAGGCCAAUGGGGCUGGGGCCAAGAAGUACGUGGACUUGCUGAAGGACCAGCUGACCCUUCUAUAAGCAGUCUUUCCCACAAGUACCGAGUGCGUUGCUGCAUCAAUUUUUAAUUCUUAGCUAAUUAAAGAAAGUUGUUGACAAACGUGGGGCAUUGCCCACACUCGCAGAAAAAUUCGGGAUGCCAAAAAGAAAUAAAUGAAAAAU